Messenger RNA from Molossus molossus (Pallas's mastiff bat), 1077 nucleotides. RefSeq names its product mesoderm posterior bHLH transcription factor 2 (gene MESP2). The coding region runs from base 1 to 1077 and encodes 358 amino acids. The record is from RefSeq and is a predicted model, not a curated record. Lineage: Eukaryota; Metazoa; Chordata; Mammalia; Chiroptera; Molossidae. Gene Ontology annotation, biological process: somite rostral/caudal axis specification; heart morphogenesis; mesoderm formation. Gene Ontology annotation, cellular component: nucleus. The transcript has 2 exons. Gene Ontology annotation, molecular function: RNA polymerase II cis-regulatory region sequence-specific DNA binding; protein dimerization activity; DNA-binding transcription factor activity, RNA polymerase II-specific.
AUGGCCCAGUCCCCUCCUCUGCAGACCCUCGACCACUGGAUCUUACCCCAGGGUUGGGGCUGGGCCGGGCACUCGGACUCCACGUCCCCGGCCUCCUCCUCGGAUUCGUCGGGCUCGUGCCCCUGCGACGGCGCCCGCGGCGCCCGCGCCCCCGCGGCCGCCCCGACGGCGCCCGGACGAGCGCGCGCCGCCCCGGCCGGCGGGCAGCGGCAGAGCGCCAGCGAGCGCGAGAAGCUGCGCAUGCGCACGCUCGCCCGCGCCCUGCACGAGCUGCGCCGCUUCCUCCCGCCGUCCGUGGCGCCCGCCGGCCAGAACCUGACCAAGAUCGAGACGCUGCGCCUGGCCAUCCGCUACAUCGGCCACCUGUCGGCCGUGCUGGGCCUCAGCGAGGACAGCCUGCAGCGCCGGCGCCGGCGCCGCAGCGACGCGGCGCUGCCCCGGGGCUGCCCGCUCUGCCCCGACGGCGGCCCCGCGCAGGCGCAGGCGCAGGCGCAGGCGCGCGGCCGCGUGCUGGGCUCAGCCACUCCCGUCGGGGAGUUCUGGGGACCCCCACCCGCCUGUCCCGGCGCCCCAGAGGCUCCCGAACGCUUGGGAAGCAGGGUCUCCGACGUGGGUCCCUGGGUCUCACCCCGUUAUUGUCCCGGGAUGCAGUCGCUUCCGCAAGUGCCCCAAGGGAGGGCCCCCGAUGCGGCCCUUUGGACGCCGCCCCAAGCCGGUUCCGGAACCCAGACACCCCCCCAGCCCGGGACCCAGGCCACGCCCUGGGCACCACCCCCCGCCGCCCGGGAGCCGGCUGCAGUGUACCAGGGUAUCUCUGUGUCUCCGGAGUCCUGUCUGUUGGCAGAAACCUCACACCUCCUGCCCGGCCCAGAAUGCCAGAGACUCCAGCCUCAGACCCAGUGGGGAUACUGGAGCCACAGUGCAGAGGUGCUCCCCAACUCAGAGGACCAGGGACCAGGCUCCACCUUCCAUUUCAGUGAUGAAAGCCCUCUCCAGAGCUCAGGCCUGCAGCUCAGUGGCUGUCCUGAACUUUGGCAAGAAGAUUUGGAAGGGGGCCACCUGAACAUCUUCUUCUAA